GGGUCCCGGGAGGCGGGCGCGCGCACUGAUUGAGUACGGAGUGUCCAAUGGGCGGGAGUGCGCGGCUCCGGCCUGUCUGUUGGCGGUGAUCGGGUGAAGAUGGCGCCGGGCGGAUGGAAAUCCUAAUGACAGUCUCCAGGAUCGCUUCUAUCUGUACCAUGGGCGCCAAUGCCUCGGCUUUAGAGAAAGAGAUUGGUCCGGAACAGUUUCCAGUGAAUGAGCACUAUUUUGGUUUAGUAAAUUUUGGGAACACCUGCUACUGCAACUCAGUCCUUCAAGCACUUUAUUUCUGCCGCCCAUUCCGGGAAAAAGUCCUCGCCUACAAAAGCCAACCGAGAAAGAAGGAAAAUCUUCUCACGUGCUUGGCAGACCUCUUCCACAGCAUAGCCACUCAGAAAAAGAAGGUCGGGGUGAUCCCUCCAAAGAAGUUCAUUACCCGCUUGCGCAAAGAGAAUGAACUCUUCGAUAACUACAUGCAGCAGGAUGCCCAUGAGUUCCUAAACUACCUGCUCAACACAAUAGCUGACAUUUUGCAGGAGGAGAGAAGACAAGAGAAACAAAAUGGCCGAAUACCAAACGGUAACAUCGACAAUGAGAACAAUAACAGCACACCAGACCCCACCUGGGUCCAUGAGAUCUUUCAGGGAACGUUAACUAAUGAAACAAGGUGUCUUACUUGUGAGACGAUAAGCAGUAAAGAUGAAGAUUUUCUAGACCUUUCUGUCGAUGUAGAACAAAAUACAUCAAUUACUCAUUGUUUAAGGGGAUUUAGCAACACGGAAACCCUUUGUAGUGAAUACAAAUAUUACUGUGAAGAAUGUCGCAGUAAACAGGAAGCACAUAAACGGAUGAAAGUAAAAAAGCUGCCUAUGAUUUUAGCUCUUCACCUAAAGAGGUUUAAAUACAUGGAUCAGCUGCAUCGAUAUACAAAACUCUCAUACAGAGUAGUCUUUCCUUUAGAGCUUCGGCUGUUUAACACAUCAGGAGAUGCCACCAAUCCAGACAGAAUGUACGAUUUGGUAGCUGUGGUAGUCCACUGUGGAAGUGGUCCCAACAGAGGACAUUAUAUUGCAAUAGUGAAGAGUCAUGAUUUUUGGCUGUUGUUUGAUGAUGACAUUGUAGAGAAAAUUGAUGCACAAGCUAUUGAAGAAUUCUAUGGGUUAACAUCGGACAUCUCCAAGAACUCUGAAUCUGGAUAUAUCCUCUUCUACCAGUCUCGAGACUGAGCGAGAACUGUCACAAAGACAUACAUUCUGCCUCAUUUCUUCUCUGGACAAUUGGAGCAAGGAGAAAGCACUGAUACAUAUAUGUCUAUAUAUAACUUUAAAUAUAUAGAUGUAUAUAUAGAUAUAAAUAUAAAAACUACAGA
This is a messenger RNA of Nanorana parkeri, 1369 nucleotides long. It is a transcript of the gene USP12, whose product is annotated as ubiquitin specific peptidase 12. The record is from RefSeq and is a predicted model, not a curated record. NCBI's taxonomy places the organism in Eukaryota, Metazoa, Chordata, Amphibia, Anura, Dicroglossidae. Gene Ontology annotation, biological process: protein deubiquitination. Gene Ontology annotation, cellular component: nucleus; cytosol. Gene Ontology annotation, molecular function: cysteine-type endopeptidase activity; cysteine-type deubiquitinase activity. The coding region runs from base 114 to 1226 and encodes 370 amino acids. The transcript is spliced from 9 exons.